CCCAUUCCUCUUCAUCAAACAUCAAACAGGUUCCAUUAAUUUUAUUAUAAAACAAAAGCAAACAGCUUAUUGCAUUUCUUGUGAUUCCUUUUCAAGAAUUACUAUUAAAAAACAAAAAAUUAAAGGACAACAAUUUUGAAACCACUUUAUAUGGGCCGACCCAUAUAAACUGAAAGCCCAACUGAAAUCCUAUCUUUCAUCUUCAAAUUACACAACAUCCUCUUCCCUCCAAGUCCCAAAGUCCCCAACCAGCACUUAGAACAGCUCCAACAAUGAACCACUCGAAAGCUGAAUUAGGCAAGCUUAACCAAACCCUCGUCUCAUCAAACCCAGAAAUCAAUUUUGCAUCUUUAUUGAUUCUCAGUUGAUCUUUCACAGAAAGAAAACAAAAAACCCUAAACAUGAACCACUCGAAACCUCUGUCCCGCAAUUACACACCCAAUGUAGUGAACCAAGUCCUCACUGCCAUGCUUAAAAACCAACCCUUCAAUUCCGAGCUCGCUGCCUCAGCCACCACCUCUCAGCCAUGGAUCUCCGAGUCAGUUUCCCAAGUCCUAAUCUCCAUACCCAGAUUCUUCUUCCAGUCCCCAAGCUCCAUCGGUCGCCAACAUGGCUUUCGACACCGCGCUCAAUUAAAGCAACGCAAUCUCAGACAAGAAUCUUAUAGGUUCCAUAACAACGUGCUCGUUCUUGGCCCAGCUGCCCACAGAGACCUUCACAAGGUUCAGCUGGGAUUGGACAGAGCGCUUGAAUUCUUCUACUGGGUCGAAACCCAUUUUGGGUUUGUUCACAAUGAGCAAACUUGUAGGGAUAUGGCCGUUGUUUUGGCUAGAGGGAAUAAAUUGAAAGCCCUCUGGGAUUUUCUUAAAGAAAUAUCGAAGAGAGGGAGUGGUGGGCUGGUGACUACCCAGACCAUUACGUGUUUGAUAAAAGUCCUAGGAGAGGAGGGACUGGUUACUGAUGCAUUGGCUGCUUUUUAUAGAAUGAAGCAGUUUCAUUGUAAACCUGAUGUGUAUGCUUAUAACACUAUUAUUUAUGCUCUCUGCAGAGUUGGGAAUUUUAAUAAGGCCCGGUUUUUGUUGGAGCAGAUGGAGUUGCCGGGCUUUAGAUGCCCGCCGGACGUGUUCACUUAUACUAUUUUGAUUAGUUCUUAUUGUAGAUAUGGCUUGGAGACUGGGUGUAGGAAGGCCACUAGGAGGCGGAUGUGGGAAGCAAACCACAUGUUCCGGAACAUGCUUUUCAGAGGCUUUGUCCCUGAUGUUGUCACGUACAAUUCUUUGAUCAAUGGCUGUUGCAAAACCUACCGGAUCGAGAGGGCUUUGGAGUUGUUUGAUGAUAUGAACAGAAUGGGUUGUACCCCCAAUCGGGUUACUUACGAUUCCUUUAUUAGAUACUACGCUGCUGUUAAUGAGAUUGAUAAGGCGGUUGAUAUGUUACGGAAGAUGCAAAAUAUGAAACAUGGAAUGCCCACUUCAAGUUCUUACACUCCAAUCAUUCAUGCCUUUUGUGAAGCAGGAAGGGUUAUAGAGGCUCGGGAUUUUCUUGCUGAGUUGAUCGAUGGAGGCUCGAUACCUAGGGAGUAUACUUAUAAGUUAGUUUGCGACGCACUAAAUUCAGCUGGAGAAUUAAAUUUGCUUGAUAAUGACCUGCAUAGAAGAAUAAAAUAUGGUAUAGAGAGUAGAUAUAGGCAGAUAAUGAAGGUGAAGCCGAUUAUGACUCGCAAAGGAUACGAUAGCAUGGUGGAAACUUGACGUUGUGAAGAAAAUGGUCAAGAACUACAGAUUAUAGUCAUUCUUGGACAAACAUUUGGAGGUACUAAAGUUCAUGCACUUCCUUUGGCUGGCCAUACAAAAUCUAUUGAAGAUUAAUUGGUAAUGAGACAACUUAUUUGAUGAUCCUUGUUGUCGCAUUAUAAAUUUGUGGUGCUGCUGUUAAGAGGUAUCUUAGUUUCAAGCAAUUUUCGAUCAGCGCCAAGCAGCUCGAAUUGCUACAACUCAACUUACUGAUGAUCCUUGUCAUUGUGUUAUAAAUUUGUGGAGCUGAUGUUUAAGAUGUGUUACAUGUUUUAAGCAAAUCUCAGUCAGCCUCAAGCAGUUUGAAUUGCCUGGUGCCAUGAGCUGAAAGCUUAGUUCACUGGACUAGAUGCUUGGGUCUCAACAAUCAGCACAGUUUUGACACGAUCGUCUCCUAUUGCUUUUGUAAUGAGGGAGAGUUAAAAAUGGUGCAACCAAGCUCCAAAUUAAGGUCAAAGUUGGUCAACUUCUGUCACAAAGUUCUUCUCACAUUGGGGGCAUAUGGUCAGGUAAUUGGAGAGUGAAUCCCUUUGUUUCUGCACAUAGGUUUUAAAGCACAUGAAAAGCUUAUAAUACCAUCUUAUUUCUUUGAUAAAUAUCAAGUUUUAGAGAGUUCAAAAUUGUAUUGAA
Molecule: messenger RNA, 2423 nt
Organism: Prunus persica (peach)
Lineage: Eukaryota; Viridiplantae; Streptophyta; Magnoliopsida; Rosales; Rosaceae
Product: pentatricopeptide repeat-containing protein At1g77405
Exons: 1
Coding region: 402-1751 (449 amino acids)
Molecular function (GO): protein binding
Source: RefSeq, a predicted model, not a curated record